UCAGCUCCUGCGAAGCCAUGGCAGGGCCUCUCACUGCUGGUGAGAAAACCCCUCCAGCUGCAAGCCUUACCUCAGUAGGAGGCUCAAAUGAUUUAUCCAGGACAUCCCCAGUGUCAGUGCUUCACACAGCUUAGUCAUGAAGUGGCUCUGAUGGAUAGGAGCACACCAUUGGAGCUGCCACCUUCCUUCACCUGGAGAGCUUUAACUCAUGUUUCCCCAUAUUCCCUUUUCUUCUUACAGCUUUCCCACCACUGCUCCAUCAUGUGGCAUCCAGUCUGGUGGACACCAUGUGCCCUGUGGUCACCCAAGCACUUGAAGCUGGUCACUGUCUCCUUGCUGGCACUCCUGGUACUGCUCAGCUUUGCUUCAGGACAGAGCAGGACGUUCAAACAUCAAAUAGGCAACAGAAGUCCUGAGAUUGAUCCCUUCUGGUACGUGGGCCGAGGCGUGCGCCCCAUCGGCCGCUUUGGCAAGAGGCAGCUGAGGAGCAGCCGUGGCAGCCUGAGGCCUGUGAGCAGACACCUGGGUUUCAUCCUGAGUGCUCUGUGGCAACAGAAAGUGCUGGACACAGAAGACUGGUGAUCUCUGCUCCCCGAGGUGGUGACCCAACCUCUGUUCUCUGAAUCACACCUCAGAGCUCCAGCGCCGCUUUGGCCUAGCAGUCCCUAGCAUCUUGCUCUUCUUUCUGCUCCUUGUGCCAGCUCCUCCAAAAAGAAACCUGUUGAGCGUGCAGCUAAAAGACACUGCAUGGACACUAGCACCGAGUGCCACCAUAGCUUACAUCCCCACCAGCCUCCUGAUGCCGUUUCGCUGUAACAUUAGGUUCACCCAAACCCCACGCAGCUUUUGUGCUGGGAUUUAAACUCCACAGUGUGAAGUGUGUGUCAUGAACACCUUCCUGCCACAUUGCCAAGGCAGUGGCUGCUGCUAUGUCAAAAUAAAAAGCAAUGGUUGGAAGAAAGCACAAAGGUUCUGGCUGUUAAUGUCCCUGCACUGCUGCCACGGGAUGCUGGCGCUCCCUGGGUGGUUUUUAUUCAUCCACUCAUAGGAAGGCAGCCCUGAGCUACUCACUUGCCCUUCAAGACUCUUCAUGUACUGCUGGAGAGGGGUAUUGAUGACCAGGAAGGAGCUGCCAGCAAAGAUAAGAAAUUG
Molecule: messenger RNA, 1152 nt
Organism: Dryobates pubescens (Downy woodpecker)
Lineage: Eukaryota; Metazoa; Chordata; Aves; Piciformes; Picidae
Gene: PRLH
Product: prolactin releasing hormone
Exons: 2
Coding region: 88-582 (164 amino acids)
Molecular function (GO): hormone activity
Source: RefSeq, a predicted model, not a curated record